AAAAAUGCGCGCGACUGAUCGCACGUGACUCCCAACCAUCGAAGUCAUAACCUGAAAAUCUGAAAACUUAACCAUUUCCCGAUUUUUCUCAAGAAUUUACAAUCUCGUAUCUUUUUGAAUUCUUUACGAAUAAAAAAUCAAGUUUCCAAGGUCUAACGUAAAGACAAAUAUUUAGAAUGUAAUUUUGUUGAGGAAGUACCUAAAAUUAUAUACACAACAAUUGGGGUAAACUUUUGAGGGCAGUUGACAUGAAAUCAAACCAGCACGUGUUCAAGUGACAAUAACAAUAAAGAAACAAAAAUGCUUCGAACGGUGAAUCCGUUCGGUAAAACGGGCCAGGCUAAACAUCUGGAUCCGAAUCGUCUUAUGUUUUCAGUAUUUACUGCAAACGAUAUAAAAAGUUUAAGUGUCCUCAAGAUUUGUACACCAUUGUCCUUCAACGUGUUGGGUCAUCCGCUCAAAGGCGGUCUUUACGAUCCUGCUCUAGGUCCGCUGAAUGACCAUUCAGACCCUUGCGGGACAUGCGGAGAGGGGCCUCUCUACUGUUCAGGCCAUUUUGGACACAUAGAUUUACCUGUACCAGUAGUCAAUCCAUUGUUUCACAAAGUUUUGUGUACUUUGUUGAAACUUUCAUGUCUGAAAUGUUAUACCCUCCAAAUACCUUCGUACAUCAAGCUAUUGUUGAAUGGAAAACUUCGUUUGAUGGAAGAAGGCUUUUUGAACGAAGUUCAAGGCUUGGAACAGGAGGUUCAUUCCGCCGUCGCCAACAUGAACCAGGUCACUGAGGCUGAACUGGAAUUCAUCUCAGAUAUCAUUGAAACUUACAUAGAAACAAUUCGCAACCAAAAGCGCUACCUGCAGAGUAACAAAACCGAAGGAUCUUUCAGUGCUCGUGUUUUAAACAUGGAAUGGCACAGUUACAUUGAGUCUGUACUCAAAAACUACAAGGCAGGCAGAAUGUGCAUCAAUUGUCACAACCCCAUUCCCAGAAUGACUGUACUCAAGAACAAAAUUCUCAUCAAUCAACCAGCUCUCAACGAUGACACGAUGAUGGCGAAUCGAGUUAUUCACAGAUUGGAAACAACAUACGUAAUGCCAGAUCAAUCGAAGAAAAAUCUCCGUGGAUUAUGGGAACAGGAAGCAGAUAUUUUAAAGAUAAUCAUUCCGUGCCUGGGAUUAGUUGAUCUCGAGUGGCCGACGGACAUUUUUUUCUUUGAAGUCAUACCAGUACUCCCCCCGAUCGUUCGACCUGUCAACAUUCUCAACAGUCAAUUGGUUGAGCAUCCGCAGACUCAAGUUUAUAAAUCAAUUAUUCAAGAUUGCCUCGUCCUCCGAAACAUCAUUCAAACAAUACAAGACGGUGAUACGCAUCAACUUCCCGAAGAAGGCCGGGCAGUGUUCGAGGGAAUAAGAGGAGAGAGCGCAGCGGAAAAAUUGCAUCACGCCUGGACAUCGUUGCAAUCGAACGUGGACCAUUUGAUGGAUCGCGAGCUGAGUAAAACGACGGAAUCGGCAAAUUGUCAGGGUUUGAAGCAGGUGAUAGAGAAGAAAGAGGGUAUAAUUCGGAUGCACAUGAUGGGUAAGAGGGUGAAUUAUGCAGCGCGUUCCGUAAUAACACCGGAUCCAAAUCUGAACAUCGACGAGAUCGGUGUGCCGGAAGCGUUCGCUUUGAAACUGACAUAUCCGGUGCCGGUUACGCCGUGGAACGUGACGGAGUUGCGUAAAUUGAUAAUGAACGGACCGGAGGUUCAUCCGGGAGCUGUGAUGAUCGAGGGCGAGGAUGGAUUCGUGAAGCAUCUUCGAGGCGAUGAUAAAACGCAGCUGGAGGCGAUAGCGAAGCGCCUUUUGACCUCAAGCUCGCGAAAAACGUUCAACGGGAUAAAAAUCGUUCAUCGGCAUUUGCAAAACGGUGAUAUGCUGCUGCUAAAUCGUCAACCGACGCUUCACAAACCGAGUAUAAUGGCCCACAAAGCACGAAUACUGAAAGGCGAAAAAACUCUGCGUCUUCAUUACGCCAACUGCAAAGCUUACAACGCUGAUUUUGACGGAGACGAAAUGAACACUCAUUUUCCUCAGAACGAGCUGGCCCGGAGCGAAGGUUAUUUCAUAGCGAACGUCUCGAAUCAGUAUCUCGUACCAAAAGACGGCACUCCGUUGGGAGGUUUAAUCCAGGACCACGUUAUUUCCGGUGUGAGAUUAACGCUCCGCGGUAAUUUCUUUAAUCGCGAGGAUUAUAUGCAAUUAGUUUAUUCAGCGAUUGCUGACAAGACUGGGGAGCUCGUACUCUUGCCCCCGUCAAUUCUGAAACCCGCUCGACUGUGGUCCGGCAAGCAAAUCAUUUCAACGGUCAUUCUCAACUUGACACCUCGAGGAAGAGCACCCAUAAACCUCGAAGCGUCCGCGAAAAUCGCUCCCAAGGAUUGGCAGGUUAGGAAAGCUCGGAGAUGGAAGUGCGGCGAGGAGUUUACGGACCAGCGGACGAUGUCCGAGGCGGAAGUCGUCAUACGAGGGGGUGAGCUGUUGUCCGGCGUCCUGGACAAAACUCACUACGGAGCAACUCCCUACGGUCUCAUCCACUGUCUCUUCGAGCUCUACGGCGGCACUUGCUCCAGCAAAGUCCUCAGUGCUUUCGGUAAACUUUUUCAAACUUAUCUGCAGAUUUCCGGAUUCACUCUCGGGGUAGAAGACAUUUUGGUCGUGCGAAAAAGCGACCAGAAACGCCGAGACAUCAUCGAGACCUGCCGGCAGAUCGGGGACCAGAUUCAAUCGUCGACCCUCGAACUUGACCCCGACUCGAGCGAGGAACAGCUCAAAAGUAAAAUGGAAGAAUCGUACGCCAAAGAUCCCAAGUUCCGAGCUGUCGUUGACAGAAAAUACAAAAGUGCUUUGGAUGUCUUCACCAACGACAUCAACAAAACCUGCCUCCCGGCUGGACUGCUGAAAAAAUUUCCGCACAACAAUCUCCAGUUGAUGGUGCAAUCGGGCGCCAAAGGUUCGACCGUCAAUACUAUGCAAAUAUCUUGCCUCCUGGGGCAAAUAGAACUCGAGGGUAAGAGGCCACCGCUUAUGAUAAGCGGAAAAAGUCUGCCAAGUUUUCCGGCCUACGACUCGAGUCCGCGUUCCGGUGGCUUCAUCGACGGGCGUUUCAUGACCGGGAUUCAACCCCAAGAAUUUUUCUUCCAUUGCAUGGCAGGUCGUGAAGGUCUGAUCGAUACCGCCGUUAAAACUUCUCGUUCUGGUUACUUACAGCGUUGUUUGAUCAAACAUUUGGAAGGAUUGACGGUCAAUUACGACUCGACGGUGAGAGAUUCCGAUGGGAGUCUCAUUCAGAUGUGCUACGGCGAGGACGGUCUCGACAUCCCGAAUUCGAGGUUCCUGAGGAAAGAAGAAAUGGACUUUCUCGUGGAUAACCGUAAGGCGAUCGUGGAUCCGGCGUUAGUGGAACACUUGAAGGACGAGACGACAGAAAAAAUCCGUAAGCUGAACAAAAAAAUUCGCAAAUGGAGAGCGAAACACGGCGACACCUGGACCAAAUGGCGAACGAGCGGAUUCGCCAAGUUUUCUGUCCUGAAUAACAAUCCAGCGAGCUCGAAACAUCGACAAAUCAGCUCGAACUGCGGACGCAGCAAAGCGGCGUUGUCGUUGAUGAAAAAGUGGAUCAAGGCCGACGAGGAAGUCAAGAAAAGGCUGAAGGACGAGUGCGCCCGGUGCCCGGACCCGGCCAGCUCCGUUUAUCGUCAGGAUCUACAGUUCGGCGUGCUCACCGAGAAAAUGGAGGCUCUCAUGGAAGAAUAUCUGAACGAGAAAUCCCGGAGGUUUACGACUUCGAUCGGGAAAGAAGAAGUCAGAGAUUUAUUGUGCACCAAAAUCAUGAAGAGUCUGUGUCCCCCGGGAGAGCCGGUGGGUCUCCUGGCCGCACAAUCGAUCGGUGAACCCUCCACGCAGAUGACCCUCAACACUUUCCAUUUUGCUGGUCGUGGUGAAAUGAACGUAACUCUCGGAAUCCCCCGAUUGAGAGAAAUUCUCAUGAUGGCUUCGAAAAACAUUAAAACACCGAGCAUGGAAAUCCCUUUCAAAAAACAUUUGCCCAACGUUGAGAAUCAAUCGAAGAAAAUGCAAUUGAAGCUUACCAAAUGUUACCUUUCUAACGUCCUCAGGAACAUUAAACUCGAGCGAAAGUUGGAAGAGAAUCCUCAGCGCCAGCUCACUUUCACCGUCACCGUUAAUUGUCUUCCUCACAGAAGUUACAAGCACGAGUAUUGCGUCAAGCCUCGUAACAUUUUGGAGCAAAUUGAGAGGAGCUUUUUCAAACUUUUCUUCCAGUCGAUAAAGAAGCUCGGUAAAUCCACAGGGACUUUGCUACACAUUGAAGAAGAAAAAUCCACGAGUCGCGACGACGACGCGAUGCUCGACAUUGGCGAACCCGACGAACCAGACACCAAACCAAGUCGAUCCGAUCUCGGUGAGCUACACGAAUCCUCCGACGAAGAGCAAGCUGCCGAAGACGCUGACGCCACCGCCUCUCGAUCGAUCUCGAGACAUCGCGAAAAUCAGGAAUACGAAGAUCCCGAAGAAGAGGAAAUGGAAGACGCUGCACCUCGGGAACCCGAGGACGAUGAAAAACAUCAAAUUCCUAACGACACACCCGAAGACGAGGACGACCCUGACGAACCCAUCUGCAUCGCUGAUAAAUUAAUCACGGAACAGAGAAAAAAGGACGUCGCUAAUAUGUACACUUAUGCUCUCGAUUACGAUUUCGAUAGCGAGAAAUUCUUAUGGUGCAAACUCAAAUUUUGGCUGCCUUUGCAGAUGAGCAAAUUGGAUUUGCCGACGAUACUCAGAACGGUGGCCGAGAAAGUUGUUCUCUGGGAAACACCCGCCAUAAAGCGUGCCUUCACUUUUCAAAAUCCUGAAGGGGAAACUGUGUUGAAGACCGAUGGAUUGAACAUUGUCGAAAUGUUCAAAUACGCUGAAAUUCUCGAUCUCCACAAGCUCUACACGAACGACAUUUACGGUGUGUCACAAACCUAUGGAAUUGAAGCUGCGAAUCGAGUUAUUUUAAAGGAAGUCAAAGAUGUGUUCAGAAUGUAUGGAAUUACAGUGGACACGAGACAUCUGUCCUUGAUUGCUGAUUACAUGACAUUCGACGGAACCUUUCAACCACUCAGCCGUAAAGGAAUGGAAGAUUCGGCCUCGCCUUUGCAACAAAUGAGCUUCGAGUCGUCUCUCAAUUUCCUCAAAAACGCGACUCUACAAGGCAAACAGGACAACUUGAUGUCACCUUCGAGUCGUUUAAUGCUCGGUCAACCUUGUAAAACCGGCACUGGAGCUUUCAACGUCUUCCUAAAAAUCAACAAUACCGCCUUGAUGACGUAACUUAAUUUUAUAGACGGAGCCGAAAAAUCUGGCAAUCAUGAAUAUAACAUUUACAUAUGUAUUAAUCUCUGAGAAAUUUCUGAUUUCACCAUUAUGUAAAUAUUCGAAAGUCUUCGCAAAAUGUAAUCUUUCGCAACCUUCCGAUGUUGCAAAUCCUUAAGCAAUUUACAAUUCGUCAGAAUAUCUUUUUAUAAAGUCAAACUUUUUUACCAGAUUUUCGAUAUCUUAGUUAGCAAUAAAUCAGGAAAAACUGUGUUUAAAGUCGAAAGAACUUGUGUGCGUCAAAUGAAACAAAAUGUUGCAACACACAAAUUUGAAAAUAUUGAUAAAAUCUCGAAAUAUUUAUUGAAAUAAUUUUCAAUACUGGGGAAAGUGAAAAAAUGUUUCGUUCGAAUGUGCUUUGAUCGAAUAUUUUGCUAUAUUUAUUCGUAUAUUUUUACAAGCCGAUGAUUUGCCAUUUCAAAUAUUGGUGUCAGCAAAACGGACAAUGAUUUUCACUCUGUACCAAGAAAGCAAGAAAAAAUUAUACAAAUGUGUGUUGAACAAUA
Molecule: messenger RNA, 5924 nt
Organism: Venturia canescens
Lineage: Eukaryota; Metazoa; Arthropoda; Insecta; Hymenoptera; Ichneumonidae
Gene: RpI1
Product: RNA polymerase I subunit RpI1
Exons: 7
Coding region: 301-5376 (1691 amino acids)
Biological process (GO): DNA-templated transcription
Cellular component (GO): RNA polymerase I complex
Molecular function (GO): DNA binding
Source: RefSeq, a predicted model, not a curated record